CACACGAAGUAUACACACGAUCAGCAUGUCUUUCCCCAAUCCCAACGCAUACAAUAAUGGUGGUGGAGGUGGUGGCUACGGUGGAUACCAGCAGGGCGGCUACCCUGGUGGACCACAGGGCGGAGGAGGGUACGGUGGUCCCCCUCCACCUCAAGCUGGUGGAUACGGCGGCGGUGACUACCAACAAUCACAAUACCCCCAGGGAGGUGGAGGUGGCUACGGUGGUCCGCCUGGUGGUGGUAGCAAUUACGGUGGCUCCCCAGCUCCCUACGGUGCCGGACCUCAGGCACACCAGCAGCCCUCGUAUGGCGCUGGACCGCCACAGAGCCAGGGCAGUGCUGGAGAGUUUUACGGCGGACAGCAGGGAGGGGCUGCUGGUGGUGCGAGUGGUCAAGCACAGGCAUACGAUGAGAAUGGCAACUUCAUCCCCGAGGGAGAGAGGGGAAUUGGGACAAUGGCUAUGGGUGGCAUGGCCGGCUUCGCAGCAAACAAGCUAUCCGGCGGCGGCCACGGCAACAUGGCUUCGAUCGGUACGGGUGCUCUGCUAGCUCAGGGAGGCAAGAUGGCCUACGAGUGGUUCAAUGAGCAGCACAAGAACAAGCAGUCUCACCAUGGAGGUGGUGGAUAUGGAGGUCCGCCCGGAGGUGGUUACGGAGGCCCACCUGGAGGAGGUUAUGGAGGACCCGGUGGCCCGCCUGGUGGUGGGUAUGGAGGCGGCGGCGGUGGAGGAGGAGGAGGCUUCUUUGGAAAGAGGGACAUCUAGACCGGGCAUCAGACUGCGUCUGGUAUCGCUCUCCUCUCGUCUGCGUAGUCCCGCCUCUGUAUCCUCGACUUUCGUUCCCCCACCCUCUCGUUCCUUGCUCGUUUGUGCAUACCCUACAUACUCAACCAACGUCGAAUGACUUCUUGUACACGACCUCCUCUGAAGUAAUGAACCAAUGAAUGAAAUGAUUCUUUAGUCCUCAC
Molecule: messenger RNA, 966 nt
Organism: Microstroma glucosiphilum
Lineage: Eukaryota; Fungi; Basidiomycota; Exobasidiomycetes; Microstromatales; Microstromataceae
Exons: 2
Coding region: 26-763 (245 amino acids)
Source: RefSeq, a predicted model, not a curated record